This is a messenger RNA of Sebastes umbrosus (honeycomb rockfish), 2134 nucleotides long. Its product is annotated as PC-esterase domain-containing protein 1A-like. The transcript has 14 exons. The record is from RefSeq and is a predicted model, not a curated record. Bases 145 to 1767 code for a protein of 540 amino acids. NCBI's taxonomy places the organism in Eukaryota, Metazoa, Chordata, Actinopteri, Perciformes, Sebastidae.
AUUGCAAUCUGCAAACACUCGCACAAAAUCUCGCGAGAGUUCCCACCAAUUAGUUAGUUCUCCUUCUAGACCAUGAAACAGCAUGGAGGAGCCAGCAGGCACACCUACUUCUAGCACGUCCUUUAAACAGAACCGGGUGCAGCCAUGAGGACAUUUGUAAUGCAGAGUCAAGCCAGGCAGCUUCUGCACAACAAGUUCGUGGUGGUUCUUGGUGGCUCAGUGCAGCGCUCCAUGUACAAAGACCUGGUUCUGCUGCUUCAGAGGGAUCAGUACUUGACUCUGCCUCAGCUCAAGUCCAAAGGGGAGUACUCCUUUGAACAGGACAUCCUGGUGGAGGGAGGUCGAUUAGGUCCCAUGACUAACGGCACCGAGUACAAAGAGGUCCGACAGUACCGCUCCGACCACCUCCUGCUGCGUUUCUACUUCCUGACACGGAUCUAUUCGCCGUACAUGGAGAGCAUCCUGGAAGACUUGAAGCAAGGACCCAAACCUGAUGUCGUCAUCAUCGGCUCCUGUGUGUGGGACAUCACCAGGUACGGCCUGGAGUCUCUUGAUCAAUACAAAGAGAACCUCCACAAGUUCUUUGGCGAGAUUAAAACCAUCGUUCACUGCAAGUGUCUCAUCUUGUGGGUUCUGGCCAUGCCGGUUGGCAAGAAGAUCAAGGGUGGAUUCUUGGUGCCUGAAGUGAGCCACUUAGCUGCCACGCUGCGUUAUGACGUCAUCGAGGCCAACUUCUACAGCGGUCGGCUGGCGGAGGCCUACGGCUUCGACGUCCUCGACCUGCACUUCCACUUCCGCUUGAGCCUGCAGCACCGCAUGCCAGACGGCAUCCACUGGGACGCACUGGCCCAUCGACGUGUCAGCAGCCUGCUGCUGCAGCACACCGCUGACGCGUGGGGAGUACACCUGGAUGACCCCCCCCCUCCUCCAGGACAAGUGUUUCAGGAUUACAGAGGAGACUUUGGGCACCACGAUAUCAGACCUGAGUGGCCUUGUCUGAGACCCAUACUGGACUCAGCACCACUCCAGAGACGUGGCCCAGUCCCAUACCAGGAGAGUCACAGAUCAGACCGACUUCAGCUGUUUCCACCAAACUCAGACAGAGCAGUGAACAUCAGACCCCCGCUGGCGCCGACAUGGCUCGCCAAUCAACCUGCCCAGACGGCUGAUCUCCACUAUAGAGCUGUAGAUCCACUCAUGCAUUACCUACAGCAGCCCCACCUCUACAGGCAGCAGAAUUCAGCUGCUGCUGGAGUCCGUCCUCCUCGAGGUCGAGGUUUUGCUGCUGCUGCUGGAAACUGGAGACUCUGCAGUCCGAAUUAUAACCCUUUGCCCCCUGACAACCUGUGGCCGGAGCAUCUUCAGGUCAGAGACACCUGCUCACAGAUGGACUCCAUGUUCAGUGCAGCUGUAGAUCCACUCAUGCAUUACCUCCAGCAGCCCCACCUCUACAGGCCGCAGAAUUCAGCUGCUGCUGGAGUCCGUCCUCCUCGAGGUCGAGGUUUUGCUGCUGCUGCUGGAAGCUGGGGACUCUGCAGUCCGAAUUAUAACCCUUUGCCCUCUGACAACCUGUGGCCGGAGCAACAGGAUUAUCCUCAGGUCAGAGACACCUGCUCACAGAUGGACUCCAUGUUCAGUGCAGGUGGAGGUUUCAGGGUCCGUCCUCAUUUCCAAGCAGACGAUCUCUGCAUGAGGAGGAGGAGGACGACUAACUUCAGGACUCACCCAUACCCGUCUCACCAUCCCCGGGUGACACCCUACGUAUAGAUAGUGAGCUGCAGACACGUACACCCAUUACAGCAGAAACAAGGGGACGCUGGAUUCAAACAUUAACGGAGUGAUAUCCACAGGCGACGAGACACUGUUGGUGCUCAGAAAAACUUGUUAGGAAAUAAAGCCGAUAAGGGGAAAGGAGGUGAAUUUGAAUUUGAAGUCGCCGGCUGUUUCUGGAUGUUCGUGAGAUUAGUAACUGAGGUUGGUUGGAAGCACGGUUACACAUGCAAUACCUGCAUUAAUGCACUGAUCAGUGGUUGUACAUGUUCCCCAAUCCAAUCUAAUGUAGAUUUUAGAUGGAAUUUUUACAUGAUGUUUGUGACACAAGAAUAAUGUUAAUAAAAUUAUUUUCUACUUCCUA